This is a messenger RNA of Entrophospora sp. SA101, 177 nucleotides long. Lineage: Eukaryota; Fungi; Glomeromycota; Glomeromycetes; Entrophosporales; Entrophosporaceae. The record is from the annotation of a GenBank genome assembly.
AUGAGUGAUGGCUUCAUUAAAUUUAAAUAUGAAGUUACUUCUUUUGAAGUCAUUGAUUUUGGAAUUUGUGGGAUUAUGGAACUUUAUCCACAAGAUGAAGAAGGAUCAUUACUAUUAAUGCCACCAUCACCAGUCAAUUUAUCAUCACCAGAGACCUCAAACUGCACAUGGGAGUAG